GCACUUAUCAGUGCCCAUCUGAGCUGCCUUUCAGUGUCACCUAUCAGUGCCAGUCAGUGCCACCUAUCAGUGCUGCCAAUCAGUGUCACCUAUCAGUGUCACCUAUCACUGCCAGUCAAUGCCGCCUAUCAGUGCCCUUCAGUGCUGCCUAUCAGUGCCAGCCAGUGCCGCCUAUCAGUGCCAGUCAGUGCCACCUAUCAGUGCUGCCUAUCAGUGCCAUAUAUGAGUGCUGCCUUUCAGUGCCCAUCAGUGAUGCCUGUCAAUGCCCAUCAGUGCCACCUACCACCUAUCAGUGCCCAUCACUGCAGCCUUAUUAGCGCACAUCAUUGAAGGAGAAAAAUCACUUAUUUACAAAGUCUUAAAACAAAAACUAAGAAAAAACUUUUUUUUUUUCAUAAUUUUCAGUUGUUUUUGGUUUGUUUAG
This is a messenger RNA of Staurois parvus, 424 nucleotides long. NCBI's taxonomy places the organism in Eukaryota, Metazoa, Chordata, Amphibia, Anura, Ranidae. The record is from the annotation of a GenBank genome assembly.